This is a messenger RNA of Geodia barretti, 564 nucleotides long. The record is from the annotation of a GenBank genome assembly. NCBI's taxonomy places the organism in Eukaryota, Metazoa, Porifera, Demospongiae, Tetractinellida, Geodiidae.
AACGGCAAAGGCAUUCAACGAAAUGUCCAUUUGCCAGCACCACUCCAGUCUCAGCACACCCAGCACUCGUCCAUCUCAGUCUCCCCACUCUCACCUGUCACCACAACCACCACUCUCUCUCCCCCUCCUCACAGUAGACCACACCUACCAGGAACAGUCCCGCUCCAAGGGGCGUGGCCUCGCCGCUUAGCCUCUCGAGCCAGUCUGAGAGAAGAGGUCUUCAAAUCCAGGAGGAGUGGCCAGGCAGUGGAGCAGGAAGACAGUCUCCCCGGAGGAGAUGCCAUGCUGGAGCUGCUCACCAGACUGAUAGACUACCAGACAACCCUCACCUCCCAGCUAGAGAAUUGUUCAGGGACUGGGGUGAGUCCAGUGGGUGACGAUGUCCUGCUGCUGAAGGCCACGUCCGAGGCUGCUGUACACACAGUGAAAGACUGCCUUGCUCUUAUCAAACUACAGCAGAGUUCUAAUGUCACCAGCAAGUCUUCACAGAUAGGAGCUGCCAGUCAAAACCCUACCGAGGAGGGAGAGAGGGGGGAGGGAGGGAGAGGAGAGGGAGGGAGAGGA